Lactuca sativa (garden lettuce) is the source of this 2134-nucleotide messenger RNA. RefSeq names its product F-box protein At5g03100. The record is from RefSeq and is a predicted model, not a curated record. NCBI's taxonomy places the organism in Eukaryota, Viridiplantae, Streptophyta, Magnoliopsida, Asterales, Asteraceae. Gene Ontology annotation, molecular function: protein binding.
AAUAUAUUGAUCCGUUUCAAUCUAUAACAUUAGUAAUUUAUCCAUAUGUUGUUCCUUGUAAGGGAGAAAAGGGAUAUGUGGGUAAUUGAAGGAAAAGACAAAAAUAUAAGUACCAUGGAUUUUACGUAGUUAGAUUAGAUGAUUUGAAUAGUAAUUGUUUUUAGAAUGGAAUGCAAGAGAAAUUGGAUAUGAAAGUUUGUUUUGAGUAUCACAUAUCAACAAGAGAAAUUGGAUAUAAAAGUUUUGAGUAUCGCAUAUCAACAAGAGAAAUCGGAUAUGAAAGUUUGUUUUGAGUAUCGCAUAUCAACAAGAGAAAUUGUAUAUGAAGUCUCAAAAUACAUUACACAUUGUUAAACGUCUAAAACAUGACAAAUAUGGUUUAUAAUUAACCCGAAGUUUUGACGAACUUAAUUGUACUUGAUGAAUAGUCCUACAAGAGAAACCAUAUUUUAACGUGCUAGUGCUACCUUAAAACCCACUUUACGAACAAAUAAAAUAUUGAUACAUAAAUGUGCAUUUAGUCGUAUGAUUUAUAGUAAUUUGUGUUAUAGCUUUUCAGUUUGACUAAAUUCCUUAGUAUUAAUGUAAUUAGUUAUUGUCUCUAUGGAAAAUAUAAGAAAAAUAUUAAGUUGCAACGUACUCCAUGAUCGUGGUGACACAUCCAUCUUACAAGCCAUCGUGCUCCCAUGUAUACUCUUCUACUUUUAAAAGAUAUUAAUUAAAUUCAAGAAAAUAGUUCCAAGAUAUACAACACCACCAUGGACACAUUCUCCACCUUCAUCUUUCUAGUUUGUAUACAUUUAUGCCUUGUGUAUUUUUUGUGUAAUUAUUGGGGGAAAGUCUUUGUUGCCUCCAUGGAAAUUGUGGUAGAAGGACAAAAUCAACCCAAAAUUGCACUAGAAACGAUAAAGUUGUAUGAAAUGGAAGAUGAUCGAAUCAGUUUGUUGCCAAAUUGUUUGCUUCUUGAAAUCCUCUCUCGUUUACAAUGUACAAAAGAUGUCAUUAGAACAGGUAUACUCUCCACUCGAUGGAAGCAUCUUUGGAAUUCGGUUCCUACUCUCACUUUUACAUAUAUAGAUUUCAAUCACCCUUUGUCUGAUUUCGUUUCAUUCGUGGACAAAACCCUAACUCAAUGCCACGAAUUGAAGCUCAAGAAAUUUGGAGUGUAUACAUGUUAUGACAUUGAAUUUGAAUCUCAGUUCAACCGUUGGAUUCGUUAUGCCAUAAGUUGUAACGUUGAAGAGCUUAUUUUGAAGUUAUGGUAUCCAGGAUCGAAAGCCGAGUUUCAAUUGGAUCAAUCUUUAUACAUCAGUUCAUGUUUUAUAGAUCUGACAUUAGCAGGCUCCGUGUUUAAUCCAAUGGGGAUGAUUAGUUGGAAAAAGCUUAGGAGUUUGUAUAUUUCCGAUGUGAUUUUAAAUGAAGAUUUGAUCGAAAACAUAUUAUCUGGGAGUCCUCUAUUGGAAAAUUUGGUAUUAGAUGAUUGUUAUGGUUUUAGUCGGCUUGAUAUUACAUCAAAAAGCGUUAAGAACUUGAUGUUGGUGGGAUACAUGGAUCCGGAUGAUGAUUAUGCUAAUAAUAUUAUGCGAAUCAAUGCUCCUGAUAUUUUAUCACUAACAAUCAAAGGUUGUUUGUUGAUGUGGAAGAUUUUGUUGUUAAACAUGUCUUCUUUAGUUGAAGCUAACUUUGAUUAUGAAAAGUUCGGGUAUUAUGAGACAACAUCUGAAGAAGCGGAAGAAGAUAUGCUUAAAGGAUUUAUAGUAAAUUGUCGCAAUGUCAAGGAGCUUAAAAUUGGGUUUUUCUGUUCUAAGGUUCUGGCUCGUUUGGAAGCUAAAGGUUUUGUUUUUCCAUCGAAUAUGAACUUUCAACCGUAUUGUUGUGUUCCAUCACCUUCUUUAUACUCUGAUAGUGAUUCAUUAUUAGAUAGUGAUUAAGUUGCAAGUGGAAAUUGGGAGGUGUUCUUGUUUGAUCAUGGUUAUAAAGAUGAUGAGUUUAGUUGAGUGGUGAUGCUUUGAAUUCAUGUUUAGGCUAAAGAUUGUGUUUAAGGCAUUUCAAAUGGAUAUAAAUUUGUUAUCCCAUGGGCUUUUGAAUUUUGCAGUGUGACUACAUAAUGAAGGAUGCUAGAUGAACAUGUGAA